This is a messenger RNA of Exophiala spinifera, 1608 nucleotides long. RefSeq lists its product as uncharacterized. The coding region runs from base 1 to 1608 and encodes 535 amino acids. Gene Ontology annotation, cellular component: membrane. Lineage: Eukaryota; Fungi; Ascomycota; Eurotiomycetes; Chaetothyriales; Herpotrichiellaceae. The transcript has 4 exons. The record is from RefSeq and is a predicted model, not a curated record. Gene Ontology annotation, molecular function: carbohydrate:proton symporter activity. Gene Ontology annotation, biological process: carbohydrate transport; transmembrane transport.
AUGGCUACCAUGGCCGACCUCGCCACUGAAAAACACGACACAGCUGCUCUUGCAGCAGCCAUCUCGAAAGAUGAAGUCCUUCAUGAGAGGGCCCAGGCUGCCACAGAGCAUGAAAAGAAAUCCAAGUUUUUAGAUGCAAUUCGUCUGUACCCAACCGCUGUUGCCUGGUCCAUGUACUUCUCUCUGGGCAUCCUGAUGGCCAGCUUCGAUCCUCAACUUGUUGGAAACCUGUUCGCCAUCCCUGCCUUCCAACGAGACUUCGGCUACAAGUUCCAAGACGGAUACAUCAUCUCCGCUCCGUGGCAGACUGGCCUGAUGAUGGGAAGCCCCAUCGGUCAGGUAGUUGGAGCACUAUUCGCGGGAUAUCCGAUGGACUGGUACGGUCGCAAGAAAACAUUCAUGGCAUGCGUCUUUGCAACAACUGGCCUUGUCUUCUUCCAGUUCUUCGCGAGGUCACUAUCGGUCUUACUCGCCGGCGAAUUGCUUGGUGGUUUGGUUCUGGGUUGUUACGUUGUCAUCGCACCGGCAUAUGCAUCGGAAGUGUGUCCGGUGGCCCUCCGAGGCAUGCUCACGGCUUUUGUCAACCUGACGUUCGUCACUGGUCAGUUGCUCGCCUAUGGAGUCGCGGCGGGAACCCAAAAGAUCGACAACCACUGGGCCUAUUCCAUAGGCUUCUCCCUCCAGUGGCUGUGGCCUAUCCUCAUCUUUGCUGGAAUGCCAUUUGCACCGGAGUCUCCCUGGUGGCUAGCUCGAAAGGGUGACUAUGAUGCUGCGGAGAAGGCGUUACGGAGCCUUUCAUCUUCCAAAGUCGACGUCAAGUCCACUCUGGCCAUGAUCAUCGAGACAGAUCGUUUUGAGCGCGCCAUGGAGGCCGGAAGCACAUAUCGGGACUGCUUCAAGAAGAUCAAUCGUCGUCGAACUGAGAUUGCUCCUGGCGUUUAUUCAAUUCAGGUCUUGUCAGGUAUCUAUAUGUUGGGAUUCGUCACCUAUUUCUUUCAGCUGGCUGGCCUUGAAGGUGAGAAGGCAUUCGAUAUGGGCCUAGGAUACCUCGCAUUAGGCUGGGUGGGGACCAUAUGUUCGUGGUUCCUGCUCCUGAAGGUCGGCCGUCGACGUAUUUACAAUACUGGUUUGUUCAUCAUGUCCUUUUUAAUGAUUGUGAUUGCAAUUUUGGACUGUGCACCAAAUUAUCUCAAUCGGCCUGCCGUCAUCUGGACGCAGUCUUCCUUGAUGAUCCUUUGGAACUUCUUCUUCGAUUUAUCUAUCGGCCCGGUCGCUUACGUCUUAUUCUGCGAAGUACCCGCUACAAGGGUACGAAGUAAGACCAUUGCAUUUGCCACGGCAGCGCAAGCUACUAUUGGCAUUGUUAUGACCGUCGCAAUUCCAUAUAUGAUCAACCCGGAUCAGGCGAACAUGCGAGGGAAGUGCGGAUUCUUCUUCGGUGGCAUCUCUUUCCUUUGUUUUAUUUGGGCGUAUUACCGAAUCCCGGAGACCAAAGGGCGAACCUUCAAGGAACUAGAUAUCAUGUUUGAGUUGGAAGUUCCAACUAAGGAGUUCAAGAACUAUGUUGUUGAUUUCAGCACCUCGGUACGAGACACCAAAGAGGUUUGA